GGUCAAUGUAACCCUUGUAACUUAUAUAUGGAUUUGUUUUUCUAUUAUCAUUUGUUAACUUGUUGCCGGAAAUUUGUCAAUCAUUCUGCAACAGUGGAGAGAAUUGUGGCAGAGAGAGUGAGGAAGAAACUAGCGCCCCAGCAGUGUAGACAAAAUUAUUUCACCAUGGCUAGACAUCGGUGGCAGGUCACGCUUGCAGUAGGCCUAUGACUCAUGUCCAGCCAUCACGGUCAUCAGCUGUCUCACCCUAACCCUUAUUCCAUAGUGCUUGCUAGCUCCCAGUGACACUGCCCACAAGUACAGGGGGCACUGCAGUUCGACAUUUAGGUGACAGUGAUUCAUCAGAUCUUACCAAACUGAAGAAUCCGUCAGGGAUGUCGGCAACAACAACCAUGGCACCCAAGUUCUCUGUGUUGACAACUCCUUGCAGAUUAUGCUUUAAAGCAGCCAAGUGGCUACCUGUUAUUUUUAUUGUGACUGUGGUAGUCUGGUCGUAUUAUGCCUAUGUGAUCCAGCUCAACAUCGGUACUAUUGCGAACAUCAUAGAAAAAUGUUUUUAUCUUAUUGCAUACCAUGUAUUAUUGGGGCUCUUCUUGUGGGCCUACUGGCAGACCAUCUUCACAGACAUUGGCACAGUUCCUAAACAGUUUCGGUUACCACCAACGGAAUUGGAUCGCUAUGAGUCGGCGGAGACGGAGGAAGUGAGACGGGACGUCCUAGAGAGAUUUAUUCAGAAGCAGAGCCUCCCAGUGUACAACCGCACCAUGACUGGCGAUAUCCGUUAUUGUGAUAAGUGUGUGCAGAUCAAGCCAGACAGAUGCCACCACUGCUCAGUGUGUGGAGUAUGUGUCUUAAAACUGGAUCAUCAUUGCCCAUGGGUUAACAACUGUGUUGCCUUCACAAACUACAAAUUCUUCAUAUUAUUCUUGGGAUAUGCUCUCCUCUACUGCCUUUUUAUUGGAGCUACAACUUUGCAAUAUUUCAUCAAGUUUUGGAAGGUAAGAGAAAAAAAUGAGCUUGGUGAGGAGGGAAAGUUCCACAUAUUGUUCGUCUUCUUCGUGUCCAUCAUGUUCGCCAUCAGUCUGGUCUCAUUGUUUGGCUACCACAUCUUCUUAGUCGUCAAGAAUAGGUCCACACUGGAGUCGUUCCGUGCUCCUAUCUUCCGGCUGAACCAUGCUUGGCUACAGGAUAAAGACGGCUUCAGUUUGGGUGCUUUCAAUAACUUUGUUGAAGUGUUUGGGGAUAACAAGAAGCUAUGGUUCCUUCCAGUGGCCUCCAGUCUAGGCGAUGGUGUAAGUUACCCGGUGCGCGGCCAACAACCCCCUUCUACCACCACUGCCACCACCUCCCCUGUGCAAUCCUAUGGCAGCACACAGACCAGAAAAUGUCAGAGAGCAGCAGACGCACGUGUGACUGGUAGCAGCGCUGAGACACAACUGACGCCUCACACCUGCGUGGGUCAAGCUUCGGCCACGUCGGGUCGUGUUCGGCAUCAUUCUGGUUUGGGUGAUGGGGUUACCUACCCUCAGCGGUGUGUAGAUGAAGACACAGAUGAUUUGUUAGGUGCUCGACAACGUUGGGCUGAGGAUGAAGAAGAAAAUGAGUUGGUGUGUACUGGAUAUGCCAAUAACCAUACACAUGCACUGGAGGAAGUUGUGGUUCAGGGUAACCAUACUAAUCCUGUUUAAAGACUGGAAGGGGGACCUAUGCAUCUGUAAGCUUAGGUUUAAUCACUGUCAUUUGAAUGAAGUUGAAGAUCUGUGUAUCUGCAGACAUUGUUUUUAUCACUUUGUCAUAAAAGAGGAUACAGUAACAGUAUCUGCAUCUACAACAUUUGGUUUAAACAUUGUCUCUUGAAAGAAAAUAUAUGCAUCUGCAAACUUUAUUUUAAUCUUGGCAAUAAAAGUUUCAUCACAAUUUAAUUUUUAAGAAUGGUUGCCAGAAUUGUUGGCACAAUCCAGAAAAGUUAUUUUAUUUCUUUUAUAUUGUCCCACAAAUGAACUGGGUGGUCUGUAAGAGAGCAGAAAAUGAACUUUGUGGGAAAUUAUGUUUACAAAGUGAAAAAUUGCUAGUGCAUUUCAACAAGUACAGAUGUGAGACAGGACCAGUGAUUAAGAGUGUUGCGACAUGCCACGAAGGUCAAGGUAUGGACUCCACACACUUAAAGGUGAAAAAGUCCAGUGUGUCAGUUCUGCUAUUGCCUGUGUAAAUUUUUGUUCUUGGAGUGAUUGUAGCCAUGGAGUGAGCACAACCCUGAAUGUAUUGAAGUUAAACAAAUCCUGUAUGCUUAUGUUAGUGCAAAGUACAGUAGACCCCCAAUAUAACAUGAGAGUAGGACCAAGAAUUGUCUUGAAUUGCGUGAUGUCGUUUUAUGUAUUUUAAUGGUAGAUGGAAGGUACAAGACCGCAGCUCAACACUAAUCCAUUAUUUUAGAUUACUUUUAACAUUAUAAUUUCCCUUGAGUCUGAACAACUGUUUCCUGGACUACAGUUCUUCAGACUCAAGGUGACUAAUGGAGCAGUAGAGCUCGGGGUGUUGUGAAUGGUGCGUGUUCUGCACAGAUGCUGCUGGACAGUGCUGGCAGAUGAAGUGCCUGUGUUGUCAUCUGUUGAGGCUGGGGGAACUUAAGGUUUUCAUCAGCUGAUCAAUUGUCUUCAUUUGAUGUUAAACCUUUUAAAGCAUAUUUUAUGAAACAUUAAAAAUAUUUAAUUGUUCUCUUAAGAAUUAAACUGAAGAUCCAACUGACUAGAUAGCCAUCCAGUGGUUGAAAGUUAUGGAGAGUAAUAGUGAAUGUCCACACAAUUGAAGUAGAAUAAAUUGUAGGAAGUGGAGCAAUUAUUGGCUGAGCAGUGCCUUAGGGGGCUGUGGUGCCAUCUAUUGUCAUGCACAGGAAACUUAAGAUUGUCUUCAGCUGAUCCAUUAAAAACUACACACUGUACAGGUACUGUACUGUAUUAGGUAUAGACUGCAUCCCAGAAUAUUCCCCCAAAAAAUCUUUUUACCCGAACUGCCUCUAAUAAUGACAGUGUGAAAUAUGAUCACAAACUUAAAACAGUGAACAAAUAUACAAUAGGAAUGUUGUCAAGUACAGAAUAGAGAAAGGAAAUAUUAAUUUAGGUGUGAAAAUGGAUGUGUUAAGUCAUUUUGGAAAGGGAGAACAAACAGUGGAUAUCACUACAGCCCUACACUCAAAAGUUACAGUCACAUAAUAUCUGAUGUUUUUUUAUUUUUAUUUCCCAUCCAUUAAAAAUAAAUAAAUUAAAGACCAUCAUUCAAAGUUAACCUCAAUAUUUAUACUCCCCUGUCUGAAAUGCUUAGUUUUGUUUAAUAAUUUUUUUUGUGACUCAAGUCUGGGCUUACUUUAUGUAAUAUCCAAAUUGACUGUAGUAACACAUCAAAGGUGUAGUGUAGUGUGGUGCUACAUUAGACAGAAAUUGUUGUAUUGAAUUGCAUUAAGUAUAUUGGGGUCUACUGUUUUGUAAAUACAUAUUCUCAGCUAGGUUAUAGAUAAGAUGAUUUUCAAAGUCUAAAUGGAAGAAUUUUGUCAUUUGUUUUUAGGAGCUGUUAAUUAACUUGAGUUGUUAAGUACAGUACAGUAUUUACCGUAGUUACAGCAGAGUAUCAAAUAAUACCUCAUUUGGUAGGAUGUUAACCACAAGUCAGGUUAUUGUAUUCCAUCAGUAAUUGAAAUUAUUAGGUUUGCAAGAUUUCUUAUAUAAUUUAUGAUUAAAAUUGGAAGACGUAUAAAAGGCUCAUGAAUAAUUUGGUGAGCCUUGAGUCGGGUACGAAGGAUCAAGCACCGUUAGUUGUGUCGGACAGCGUUCUUGUUAUUUCAUUCCUGGUGUUAAUAAUGAAGUACGUAGGUGCACUUUGUUCAAAACAGGAGAGACUUGGAGAAAUCUUCUACACCCAGAUGCAUUUAAUACAGUGUAGAGGAGUUAGAUAUGUAUGUGUGUGUAUGUAUGUAUGUAUGUGUGGGUGUCUUUGUGUGUGUGCGUGUGUAAGUGCCUUUGUCUGUGCACAUAUUUGUAUGUUUGUGUAUUAUUCUGACACUUUAGUAAAUUGUUUUUUAUUUGUGCUAAUGUACUUUAUACAUGCAUGUAGAUAUAGGAUGUGAUAUAUUGAAUAGCUUUACUCAGUUAGGCUGAUGCAUAUGUAUAGUCUGACUAAGGAGCGGUGAGUCAUAGUUAAUAUUUCAUUUUAAGAUUACCAUUAAAAUCUUCAUCAUCAUCUUUGUAGUUCAGUCUUAUUUUAGGGGAAUUUCAUUGAGGACAAAGUUAAGGGGGAGUAAUAUAGUUUAAGACUAAGCUAAGCACCGUAAACCGUUAACUUGACUCUUGAGUACAGUAAUGAACAGUUUAACCUGGUGGCAGCACGUGUAAACACCACAUGUUCUCAAACUACUGUACUGUACUCACAUGAACAACAUACACACACACACACACACUCACUCACACACACACACACA
Molecule: messenger RNA, 4468 nt
Organism: Homarus americanus (American lobster)
Lineage: Eukaryota; Metazoa; Arthropoda; Malacostraca; Decapoda; Nephropidae
Product: palmitoyltransferase ZDHHC20-B-like
Exons: 14
Coding region: 375-1688 (437 amino acids)
Biological process (GO): synaptic vesicle maturation; protein targeting to membrane; peptidyl-L-cysteine S-palmitoylation
Cellular component (GO): Golgi apparatus; endoplasmic reticulum
Molecular function (GO): protein-cysteine S-palmitoyltransferase activity
Source: RefSeq, a predicted model, not a curated record